AUGUCCAACGACAAGACCAUUUUCAAGGCCACCUACUCGGGCGUGCCCGUGUACGAGUGCAUCAUCAACAGCGUCGCAGUCAUGCGACGCCGCUCCGACAGCUGGCUCAACGCGACCCAGAUCCUCAAGGUCGUCGGCCUCGACAAGCCACAGCGCACCCGCGUCCUCGAACGAGAGGUCCAAAAGGGCACCCACGAAAAGAUCCAGGGCGGCUACGGAAAGUAUCAGGGCACUUGGAUCCCGCUCGAGUCGGCCAUCGAGCUCGCCGAAAAGUACAAGAUCGAGGGCCUCCUCCACCCCAUCACCUCCUACGUCCCCUCGGCAGAAUCACCUCCGCCCGCUCCCAAGCACACCAUCUCGGCCGCCGGACGCGCAAAGAAGGCCGCUGCUGCCGAUGCCGCCGCCCUCGGCCGCUCCAGGCGCGCCACCAGCCUCGAGACUGACUCCGAGAUUGCCUCGGCCGCAAAGGUCGACGUGUCCGAGGGAAGCAUCAGCCCUCCCCCGAGCGACAUCAGCAGCUCCUCGCGCACCCCGAGCCCCAUCGCCGCGGACCGCAUCGCCAGCCUGUACAGCGCCAACGGCUACAGCGCCAGGGAGACGAGCAUGCAGGCGCGCUACGCCGACAUGAUCCUCGACUACUUUGUCACCGAAAACACCACGGUGCCCUCGCUCCUCAUCAACCCGCCCGCCGACUUUGACGCAAACAUGAGCAUCGACGACGACGAGCACACGGCGCUCCACUGGGCCUGCGCCAUGGGCAGGAUCCGCGUCGUCAAGCUCCUCCUCUCGGCCGGCGCAGACAUCUUCCGCGUAAACACCAACGGCCAGACGGCCCUGAUGCGAGCCACCAUGUUCUCCAACAACUACGACCUGCGCAAGUUCCCCGAGCUCUUUGAGCUGCUGCACCGCAGCAUCCUCAACAUCGACCGCAACGACCGCACCGUCUUCCACCACGUCGUCGACCUCGCCCUCAGCCGAGGCAAGCCGCACGCCAGCCGAUACUACAUGGAGACGAUGAUCAACCGGCUGGCCGACUACGGCGACCAGCUGGCCGACAUCCUCAACUUCCAGGACGACGAGGGCGAGACGCCCCUGACCAUGGCGGCGCGCGCGCGCUCAAAGAGGCUCGUCCGCCUCAUCCUCGAGCACGGCGGCGAUCCAAAGAUCCGCAACAAGGAAGGCAAAAACGCCGAGGACUACAUCGUCGAGGACGAGCGGUUUCGAUCCAGCCCAUCCCGGAUCGGCCCAGCGGGCGUAGAGAUCGGCGCCGACGGCCUGCCCGCCGUCGCCACGUCGGCCAUGCACACGUCCGAGGCGGGCCAGCGGACGGCGGGGAGGACCAUCACGCUGAUGAGCACGCUGCUCCACAGCCUCGCCGACAGCUACGACAGCGAGGUGGGCGCCGCCGACCGCAGGCUGACCCAGGCCCACGGCCUGCUCAAGCAAAUACAGAACGAGAUUGAGGAGAGCGCGCGCGUCGCCGAGGGCCUCAACGACGAGGCCAAGGGCGUCGAGGCGGAGCGCAAGACGGUCGAGCAGCUCGAGGGGGCGCUCAAGGCCGGGCUCGGAAAGAGGAACCGCGAGCUGAUGGAGGCCGACUGGCAGCAGGGCAGGGAGGCCAUCAAAAAGGCCAGGACCGAGACGGGCACCGCCGACGGCAAGCUGGUCGAGAGCAGCUUGUCCAACGUGGCCAGCACCGCCGCUGCCGAAGAGCAGGACCCCAAGAAGCUGAUCGCGGGCCUGGCCAAGGGCAAGGACAUCAAGUCUGCCAUUGCCGAGCUCAAGCACCAGCUGGCCGAGGUCCGGGCGAAACGGAGCGACCUGGUCGACACGUUUGUCGCCCGGGCACGCGAGCAGGGGACGGGAAGGACCAUGGCGGCGUACCGCAGGCUGAUCGCCGCGGGCUGCGGUGGCAUCGCGCCGGACGAGGUGGACGCGGUGGUCGGCGUUCUCUGCGAACUGCUCCAGGAGGGUCAGGGCGGUGCUGCCGCCGGUGCCGGUGCCGGUGCCGGUGCCGAAUGUCAUGCACGGAACGACGCUGCUCUCAUCUCGACGCUGCACCCGGCACCGGGUCUCCUGCCCUUUGCUCGACGAGAAUCAGGCGAUACCGAGGGACGGGCCAUGCCUUCCGUGCGUACCGAGCGAGAUCGAUCCGAAUUGCGAUGA
Pseudozyma flocculosa PF-1 is the source of this 2166-nucleotide messenger RNA. RefSeq lists its product as uncharacterized. Lineage: Eukaryota; Fungi; Basidiomycota; Ustilaginomycetes; Ustilaginales; Ustilaginaceae. The record is from RefSeq and is a predicted model, not a curated record. Bases 1 to 2166 code for a protein of 721 amino acids. Gene Ontology annotation, molecular function: protein binding; DNA binding; transcription regulator activity. Gene Ontology annotation, cellular component: SBF transcription complex; MBF transcription complex. The transcript has 4 exons.